AUGUCGUCAGUAUUCAUUUCAAAUUGUUUCAUUAAAUCAGUUGUUAUAACUAUCAAUAGUAUAUCUGGUACUGCGAUAUACAGGACAGAAAUAGGCGGUUUUAGAGGAUUAUUGUUUAAAGGAUUUUUUAAUAGUAAUAAAGAUGAAAAUAUUCUACACUUAAUACAAACGAUCAUUGUUAAUGACAAUGAGGAUUUAACCGAAGAAGACUUGCCAAUGAAUCAAAGCCAACUUUUGAUAUUUUCUGGUGUAGUGCAAAAUAAUUCUUACGUUGAAGACAACACAAGAGACCAUUUCAUUAUCAAACGAAAAAUUUAUAAUCCAACUACUAAAAAUUCUAUUGAUUCCAAUAUAUAUGUUUCUUAUGAAUAUAAUAACAGGUACACGGCAUUAAAAAAAAAUUUAAUUAAAUGUGUUUUUUCAAUUGUAGGUAAAAUGAGAAUUAGUAGGUCCAAUGCGUUACAUUUAGAAGCUACAGAAAUAGAAUGGAAUUUUCCACAAUCAGAACAAAAAACUAACAAUAAUGAACGAAAAUAUGAUGACAUAGAUGAUGAGUUGGAAAAAAUUGAAAAUAAAUUCAAAACAAAUAAUAAAAGAAAAAAAAGUUCAAACACUCCUACAUCACCUAUCAAAACACCUUCAUCCACUUCAUCUUCAUCUACCAACAAAACACCUACUUCUAGUACUUCAUAUAUUGAUUUAGCAAAAGAAUUCCAAGAUGAAAAUGAUGAGCAUAAAAAAUAA
This is a messenger RNA of Entrophospora candida, 744 nucleotides long. The record is from the annotation of a GenBank genome assembly. Lineage: Eukaryota; Fungi; Glomeromycota; Glomeromycetes; Entrophosporales; Entrophosporaceae.